AUGUCUGAUGUUGCUGCUGACACCAUCGCCCCUGGAGACAAAGCAGAAAUUACCGAGAUGCUCGAUAGUGAUUCUUUACCCAAAGAUGCAGAGGUGCGCUGUGAGUCAGCUAUGAUUUCAGAUGAGCCAACGCUGGCUGACCCCAGAGGAGAUGCACAUGAAAAUGCAGCCGUUCAGGGUGAGGAGGUUGCUGACGCUGCACACCCUGACCAGCCCGAAGACACCAGCGCCAUGGAUCCACCCCGCAACGGAGACGUGACUGAGGAGGUGCUUGCCGAAUGCAUUGAUGCCGUCAGCCUCGAGGCAGAACUUGGACCUGAAAUACCCCUGAAAGAACAGAAUAACCCGGCUGUGGAUUCCCCUCCACAAGGAGGUGGAUGGGCAGGCUGGGGAUCCUGGGGCAAGUCUCUGCUCUCAUCAGCAUCUGCCACAGUAGGUCAUGGAUUGACGGCAGUCAAGGAAAAAGCAGGGGCCCUACGGAUCCAUGGUGUAAAUUCUGGCUCUCCCGAAGGGGCCCAACCUGACACCGAAAAUGGCGUCCCUCCAACAGCAGAGACGGCCCCAGACAAGAGCCCAGAGGAAGGCCCGCCCACGUCCCCUUCGUCGGGGUCCCGGGGCAUGCUGUCCGCCAUCACCAAUGUGGUUCAAAACACAGGUAAGAGCGUCCUAACAGGCGGGCUUGAUGCUUUGGAGUUCAUCGGCAAGAAAACCAUGAAUGUCCUCGCAGAAAGUGACCCGGGCUUUAAGCGGACCAAGACACUCAUGGAAAGAACCGUUUCGUUAUCUCAGAUGCUAAGGGAAGCCAAGGAGAAGGAGAAGCAGAGACUGGCGCAGCAGGUCACGGCCGAGAGGACUGCACACUACGGGAUGCUGUUUGACGAGUACCAAGGUUUGUCACACCUGGAAGCUCUGGAAAUCCUAUCCAAUGAAAGCGAAAGCAAGGUUCAGUCAUUUUUAGCAUCAUUUGAUGGAGAGAAGCUGGAACUCUUCAAAAAUGACCUAAUUUCCAUUAAAGACAUCUUUGCAGCCAAAGAGUUAGAGAAUGAAGAGAAUCAAGAGGAGCAAGGCUCAGAGGAAAAGGGAGAAGAAUUUGCGAGGAUGCUCACAGAGCUUCUCUUUGAAUUGCAUGUUGCGGCCACGCCUGACAAACUCAAUAAGGCCAUGAAGAAAGCUCACGACUGGGUGGAAGACGAUCAAACUGUGGUGCCGGUAGAUGUGGCAGAAGAGACAGAAGAGGAAACUAAGAAGGAAGAAAAGGAAGAGAAACCUGAAAACCCUGAAGAGGGCGAAAAGCAAGAAAGGAGAACUAAGACAGUCGAGGAAGUAUACAUGCUGUCCAUCGAAAGUCUGGCAGAAGUCACAGCACGCUGUAUUGAGCAGCUUCACAAAGUAGCAGAAUUAAUUCUUCAUGGACAAGAAGAGGAGAAAUCAGCUCAGGACCAAGCAAAAGUGUUGAUAAAAUUAACCACUGCGAUGUGCAAUGAAGUGGCCUCCUUAUCAAAGAAGUUUACAAAUUCCUUGACCACAAUUGGGAGCGACAAGAAGGCCGAGGUCCUCAACCCCAUGAUCAAUAGUGUAUUGUUAGAGGGCUGCAACAGCACCACAUACAUCCAGGAUGCCUUCCAGCUGCUGCUGCCCGUUCUGCAGGUUUCGCAUAUCCAGGCCAGCCACUCAGAAGCACAGCCCUGA
Pipistrellus nathusii (Nathusius's pipistrelle) is the source of this 1689-nucleotide messenger RNA. Lineage: Eukaryota; Metazoa; Chordata; Mammalia; Chiroptera; Vespertilionidae. The record is from the annotation of a GenBank genome assembly.